This is a messenger RNA of Danio rerio (zebrafish), 3330 nucleotides long. NCBI's taxonomy places the organism in Eukaryota, Metazoa, Chordata, Actinopteri, Cypriniformes, Danionidae. The record is from RefSeq and is a predicted model, not a curated record.
UGUAAUACAGAUCAACGCUCGAGCAAACCUAAAGUACAGCACGCGUAUAUUUCUUGACAACGGUUUGUCCUCUUAUUUUUUCAAUCCCUCGUGUGAUUAAUCGAUACUGCUGUCAAAUUCGUCUUUAAAAAUCAUAGCAACGACCUUCAAAUGCCACCCUGCUGCAUACAUCUGUAAUAAUAGGCGAGUGACAAAAACAAUCAUAUCACGCAUUUCAUGACUAAGCUGAUCUCGAGCGGCAUGAUCGGAAUGCGUGACGCGGGGCCUGGAAUUGAGCCUGUUUCUGGCCGCGAGGACCAUAAGGACAGGUGCUACUGAAGCCAUUAAACUCGACGCCAAGUUAGUCUCGCUUUUCUAGCUCUGGUGACCAGCUUAACAGAGCGUUAAAAUGCCCGUACUUAAGACGUUUUACCGUGCGAUGUCCGAGGAAUCUCCGCUAUAAACACCCACAGAUCGUCUCAUGGCAAAUUCCCUGAAGGCAAAUAUAACACUGACUUUAGAUGAGGAGAAGGAAGGAGCUAAAGAGAUGGAAAAUGCGUUAGAAGAGCUUGCAGAGGAAGAAGAGGAUAAAGAGGAGAGGAAGGCACGGGUUGCAGCAGAAGAGGCAGCAGCCAGAGAGAGAGCCGCUCAGAGGCAGCUCAUGGCAAUAGAGGAGAUGGUGCACACAGAGAAAAACUACCUGAAACAUCUGCAGAUCUGCACGGUCACCAUAAACAGCAACCUGCAGAAACUACAGCCUCCUCCACCAAACUUAGAGAACAUGUUCCAGCACAUAGAUGAAGUUAUGGAAGUUUCCAGUAGACUCCUGAGUCUUCUAGAUCAGGCACAAAUGCAGCACAGUGACCCAAAAUAUCUGGAAACAUUGUGUGACUCUUUCUUGAGUCUGUCUCAAGAUAUUGAAAUGGCUUAUAAGGAGUAUCUUGCCAACUACAACAAUAUCACCGCUCUGGAAAACAGCUACAAACAGAAAGAGGCCCUGUGGAUGGAGAUGGUCAGAAUCAUCAAAUCCUCUGCUCCUGAUGUGAACGCGUCUACUUUGAGCUUCUUCCUGGUAAUGCCGGUCCAGAGAAUCGCCCGUUACCCCCUACUUUUCCAGACCAUUCAGAAACACACAGACCCCCAACACCCUGCCUACCCUGAACUGGAGCACACCGCUCACACGGCCAUCCAGAUCAACUGCAGGAUCAAUGAAUACAAACGCUUCCGUGAAGUGGCUGACAAGUACAAGAAGACAGAAAACCUGACCAUCAAGGACAAGCUUAAUCGGUUGAGUGGCCACAGCAUUGCUAAGAAGACAGCCCGGUUCAGCCAGUAUAUAAAGCAUGAGACCGGAAUAGUGCCAAAGUUAAAGGAUGAAGAAUUCGAUGCCCUAGCUGGCUUCUUCUUUGUCCUGGAAAGGGGCGUCUCAGAGCUUCAUGAUAACCUGCUGACUUAUCUCCACCAUUUACAGAGGUUCCUCAGCUGCAGACCAGAGGAAGCAGAUCUUGAUCUUGAAGGGGAGAAAACCGCCUUGUUCUCCAAAGAAAUCACAGUGGCGCUCAGACAGUGGAUAUACCCCUCAUAUGAGAAGCGUUUGAAGACUCUGGUCUUUAAGCCGCUGAGCUCACUUCGGGAACUGAUGGCAGGACCGCGUAACCUGAUUCGCAAACGUCAAGAUAAGCUACUGGACUAUGAGCCAAUCGAGGAGAAGAGUAACCUGACUUUUGAGGAGCAAGCCAUAGCUAACACGUAUAAGACCAUGAACACUCUGCUGCUGAACGAAUUGCCGCAGUUCAAUGGAAAAGCCCUGCAGCUCAUGUGGGCCGCUUUAGAGGCCUUCAGCGUCCUUCAAAGAGACCUAGCAACUGAUAUGGAGCAACUGGCCACCAGCUUCACCCAUCAGCUCCCACACAGUUAUUUGGAGGCUGGUGACUUCUGGAAGUGGGCAGAGACCUCUGUGCUGGAGGGUUCGUGGAGGAUGGAGAGCCUGUGUCGGAGUGUUCAAGAUGAGCUCAAUGCUCCCAUUGUGCAGGCACUCAAUACUGUCAGCAAGAAACGUCUCAUGUAUCUGAAUGCAAACCAUGGCUCAGAGAAGAUCUACCAGCUGACAGGCCCUGUGGUGGGCACUCGUGACCUGGACCUGACCCUCAACAAGGGAGAGCUGGUAGCUGUCGUCUGUGAGAUGGACACGCGAGGAGACCGCCGCCGCUGGCUGGUUGAUGCAGGAGGCCCAAGGGGAUACGUGCCUGCCUCAAAACUGGCACGUUACCACCAGCUGACAAUUGACCCACCACAGUCUCCUCAUCUGAACGUUACACCUACUGGUCCAGGACCCAGAAGACACUCCUACACACCUGGAGCCCAGCCACACCUGACCACUAUCACCACACCAUGUUUUCAGGUGUACGCUGGCUAUGACUUCACAGCAAGGAGCGCUCAUGAGCUUUCUCUUAGAGCAGGUGAGCCGGUGCGAGUGGUGGAGCCUCACGAUAAACGUGGGAACAAAGAAUGGAGUCUGGUGGAGGCACGUGGCCAGAGAGGCUACGUCCCCUCCAACUACCUCACCCUCCUACCUUCUGUAAUCGCCUCACCCACCUUCCCUUACCGCUAGACAUGGGGAAUAGCCAUCAUCUGCUGCUGAUAUGAGUGCUAUUCCAAACACACACAGACCAUGAGAAGCACUUUCCCUGAAGAGCUGUUGAUGCGCGAGGGGGCGGAUGGCUGCUGUUUGAUGCGUCAUUUGACUGGUGUAUGUAUUGGAGUGGUGCUUGGAGCCCUGCUGUGGAGUGGUCAUCCAUAUACUUGAUCUUUGCUUCACCCUGAGGCUGUUGCUGGUGGAGAUUGUUUUAUCCAAUUGGAGAAGAGCUGCAGGGGCGGGCAGACACACUGUUAUGGCACAUGGGUGGUGGUGGAGUGUGCUGUUUCCUGCAAUUAACACACCUCCACUGUCUAUUGGAUCAACGCUUUGAGCAGCCCUGGCACCGCUUGUCUGGUACUGCUCGGAGAAAUGGAGAAUAUUUGCAGCUUACUUUUGAGAAUGGAUUUUGUUUUGUGAGUCAGAGCUCUUUUGCACUGAUUUCCAACCCACUUGAGAUGACUAAUGCGCAAAUUUGCAUACAUGAUUUUUUAAAGCGUUAUAAUGCUUGAUGAACUGUUUUUAGAUAUUUAAAUGUGGAUGUAAAAACGUAUUUGGACACUUAGGACACACAAAUUUAAUGCAUGUCAUUGAUCCAUACAUCAAGUAUAUAUAUAUGCAUAACAACAUGGCACACACACCCUUCUUAAGCAUUUUUUUAAUAUUAUUAAACAAUAUAUAUAUAUACAUAUAUAUUAGGGCUGCUCGAUUUUGGG